Messenger RNA from Closterium sp. NIES-67, 1668 nucleotides. The record is from the annotation of a GenBank genome assembly. Lineage: Eukaryota; Viridiplantae; Streptophyta; Zygnematophyceae; Desmidiales; Closteriaceae.
UCCUCUGCACCCCGCCGCCACACCCACCUCUGCCCCCCGAUCCACGUUGACCCGCCCUCCGCCGUGGCAGCUGAAGCGGGCGAGUUCGGGUGGCGGCCAGCACGCAGCGUGCAUCGCGGCCAACACGCAGUGCUAUUGGCCGACUGUAGUGUGGCGUGACGGGCGCAGCGAGCGCGAGAGCGGGGCAGGCAUGGACGACGCUGUGCCCACGGGCGGGUGACGGACGCCCAGGCCACGGGCGUGGCCGCGUCCAGCCGACAGGAGGGCACGGGCGACGGGCAGGCGUCGCAGUGCGACGGGCGACGGCUGCGAUUCUUCGACCAUGCGAUGCGCAAGGCGUGCUGGGAGAAGGCGGACGUCGUUCCUGGCCGCCACCCGGACAGGUGGCGCGUGGAUGCGGCGGGCAACACGGUGGCGCGGCGCUUCAACGCGUGCCAGGGGUGCCUGUGCUACGAGUUCGACCACAUCGUGCCCUACUCCAAGGGUGGGGCGACAUCGGUGGAGAACUGCCAGCUGCUGCAGACGCGGGUGAACCGCUUCAAGUCCGACAAGGACCAGCUGUCGCCGCAGGAGUACUCGCACGCCUCCUGCCACCUCACGCUCACUGAGCGCGACCUGGACCUGGUGGAGAUGGCGGUGUACGGCGACGUGGUGCGCCCGGGCCUGCAGUGCCGCGUCACCACCGUCGCCGAGGCCCUGGGCGUGCUGCCCGCGCCCAUGCACCGCCGCCGCCACAGCAAACCGCAGCACCAGUAUGGCGCCUGCCAGUGGGCGGACGCGGGCAGCGAGCAGGGGAGCGCGCCUAGGAGGGUGAGAGGAAGUGUUCGCAAGGGAGAUGUCUGCGGCGUGCAGCCACUGCGUGCACGUGCAUCCCCUUGAUAUGCCCGCAGUGAGUACCAGUAUGAGAGGCAUGUGGCGCUCCAGCGGUGCGUGUGUGCACUGGGGGGCAAUGGGAAGGUGGGUGGGUCCGUUGGCAGCGAUGCUGGCAUUGCACGGAAGCCCAACACUCACGGUGCCAACGAUCCUCACAGCGUGCUUUACAUGCAGUUCCCUGGGAAGGAGCUUGGACUGCCUCUCUUUUGUAGAGUGUUCUCUGCCUGAGGCGGGAGGCGGAGGGCUCUAUGAGGCUCUAUCCCUCUCUAUUCCCUGUAUCACUCCUCCCUGCAAAUCCUAUCCCCUGGAUCCGAUCCGCCAUAUCCCCCAUAUCUCUGUCCCAAUAACCAGUUCCCUGCUGCUCACUCUCCUUACCCUGGAGGAGCAUCCCUCACUGCCAUGCCCCACAGCCCGCGCCAGCUCGUAUCCUCUGCCAUAUCAUGUUCACAAUCCCUGUUCUGCUGCUGCUCACUCUGCAGUGCUGCACCUCCCCUGGCUGCCAUUCUGGGAGUGCAUGGCUGCAUGGCUUCCUCUCAGUGCAUCCUCACUAUGGGAAACGCCAGAAGCUGGGGCUGCAGGCACGCAGCUUCCAUGCAUCCUUUUUCGGGGCAGUAUCCUUGGUUUUCUAAUUGACUCAAAGGGUGAAUGGAGCCACACUGUACCACAUGGCUGGAUUAUACAAAUGGGCUUCAGUUAACCGCUAAGCAGAACCUUGAGGUUUAGGGCAAACAUCACAUGAUAAUGACCAAGUGACUGUCUGACGAGCCACAUUGCUGACUGACCAACCACGGUGUG